ACAGAGAAAAACAGUAAAGAGAAACGAAGAAGAAAGCCAUGAAGACUGGUCUAACAUCAUCAUCGUCAUCAUCUUCAGGUACAAGAUCAAGCACAACAAUGGAAGAUAGAGAUAGCUGUUAUUUUCCAGGAUGCAGAAAAGAUACAAACUGUGAUUGUGAGAUUUGUUUAGCAAGUAUUAAUGCCACACUUGAUCUAAUGCCAAUGAGUAUUCAAAAGAGUUCUCUAACAAAAAUAUCUGCAUCAUCAUUAUCAAAAUUAAGAUCUUCUGUGGAAAGAACCCCAAUCUCUUAUAAUCAAUCAAUUUUAUCAACACCCAAACAACAAGGUAGUAGUUUUCAACCGAUUCUGAUAACCCCGCCUCUUAAAUCUACAGCAAAAUCCUUUCCCUCCUUGGAGAAACCAAUCAAAAAGGUAGGAAAGAAAUCCUGGGUUUCAAGUUUUAAUCUUUGGAAGAUAUUUGUGGGUUUUUGUUUGAUUUUUGCGAUUGAUUCUGGGUUUUCUUGGUUGGCUUCGGAGCUUUUUCAACCAACAUUGUCGCCGGAGACUGUGAAUUUUAUUGGGAAACAAUCUUGGGUUGGCCGUGAUUUGAAUGAUAGGUUAGGGUUUUUACAGAGAAACCUCGGUGAAGCUGUUCCAGGAAAGAUAUCAAGCUGCAGAUCUAAAGAUUCUAUUUGGGAAUUGAAUCUGGAGGACUCGCUGGUAGUUUCGCGGUGUAAGCUCUACGAAUCCAUGGCUGAGGAAGUGAGCAUCUGGGGAUGGCCACUGCAAACUGCAGGACUUCUUUCAACAGGGUUUUCUUCUCGAUCAGUCACCAUUUUAUCCGGCAGAGUAACAGAGUGGCCCAAUGGCAAAUUAGGGUAUUCGGUGCGAAAUUCAAAUAGUUCAACAUGGUUACUCCAGAGAAUGAGUGCAUCAGCUGUGCAAUUGGAUUCAAAUACUUGGGUACUUGAAUACAGACGAAGCUCAAUACUGGAGAAUUCAAGACUGCUUUUUACAGCAAUGGAGUUUUUGAAGAAUAGACUUGCAAGAGUUGUUGCAGAAAUUGAGCAGCAGUUUUGGGUGGUGGUACCAUCCUCAUUUGUCCAGCAGGAAUACAGUACUCGUUCAGAAGUCCGCUCCAGUCCCCCAACUUAGUCUGUUAUCCUUGACAGAUGCAAUAUUCAAGCUGAAAUACUUCUAAAACAACAUAUAUGCAGAGAUCUCAUCUCUUAUGAGAAUUUCACAUUUUUUGUGCCUUUUGUUGAAUGAAUAUUUGCUGUUUAAACUCG
Papaver somniferum (opium poppy) is the source of this 1270-nucleotide messenger RNA. RefSeq lists its product as uncharacterized. NCBI's taxonomy places the organism in Eukaryota, Viridiplantae, Streptophyta, Magnoliopsida, Ranunculales, Papaveraceae. The record is from RefSeq and is a predicted model, not a curated record. Gene Ontology annotation, cellular component: endoplasmic reticulum. The coding region runs from base 39 to 1136 and encodes 365 amino acids. The transcript has 3 exons.